GAUAACACAAGGUUUAUCAGCUCUAGUGCAACAAGUCGGAAUUAUUUAAUUUCUUGUAUUCGUUUUUGUUUUAGUCAAUUAUAUUAAUUGAUUUUAAGUUUAAAGUGUCGAAAUAAAUUCACAUAAAUACUGCUAGUAAUGUCGGCAACGAGACUUCUGAGUGCCAUUGGCCAAGUUUCUCGGCAUCAAUUAUUGCAAAAUCGCUGUGCUAGAGCUUUUCCCGCAGCCGCUGCCCAACUAUAUCGCCAGCAAUCACCACGUCUAAUGUCCACCCAAACCGCUGCCAAUCCCUCACCAGCAGCAGCAGCUGGAGCCAACAAGCAUUUGCAUACCAAAGUGGUCAAUGGAGUGCUGGUGAUUAAAUUCGAUUCACCCAAUGUCAAGGUUAACUCUUUGGGUUCCGAAGUAAGCGAUGAAUUCGAGCGUGUCAUCAAGGAUCUGGAGACAAAUCCUAGUGUCAAUUCGGCGGUAUUGAUCUCCGGCAAGCCAGGAUGCUUUGUUGCUGGCGCUGAUAUUGGCAUGCUGGAAGCCUGCCAGACAGCCGAAGAGGCCACCCUCAUCUCACAUGGUGCCCAAUUAAUGUUCGAGCGGAUGGAGCGUAGCCGCAAACCCAUUGUGGCUGCCAUCAAUGGUGUUUGUCUUGGCGGUGGUCUGGAAUUGGCUUUAGCCUGUCAUUAUCGCAUUGCCACCAAGGAUAACAAAACAAAAUUGGGUCUCCCGGAGGUGAUGUUGGGUCUAUUGCCUGGCGGCGGUGGCACUGUUCGUUUGCCCAAGUUGACAUCCGUUCCCACCGCCUUGGACUUGGAAUUGACUGGCAAACAAGUGCGUGCCGAUCGUGCCAAACGUUUGGGCAUUGUUGAUCUUCUCGUGGAUCCUUUAGGUCCUGGUCUACAGCCAGCAGAACAGAAUACCAUUGAGUAUCUGGAAAAGACUGCUGUGAAAGUGGCCCAAGAUUUGGCCAGUGGCAAAUUGCGUGUCAAUCGUGAAAAAUCUGGUUUGGUCAAUAAACUACAGGCUCUGGUCAUGGAUACCGAUUUUGUGAAGAACAAAAUAUUCGAUACCGCCCGCAAGCAAGUCAUGAAGGCUUCAGGUGGCCUCUAUCCAGCACCCCUUAAGAUUCUGGAUGUCAUUCGCGCUGGCGUGGAUAAGGGCCAGGAGGCUGGUUACGAGGCAGAACGUAAAGGUUUUGGUGCCCUCUCUGCCACACCCGAGUCCAAAGGUUUAAUUUCUCUAUUCCGUGGUCAGACUGAAUGUAAAAAGAAUCGCUUUGGCAAGCCACAGCAAGCUGUAAAAACUGUUGGCGUUCUGGGUGCCGGAUUGAUGGGUGCCGGCAUUGUUCAGGUCUCUGUGGACAAAGGCUACAAGGUGGUAAUGAAAGAUGCCACCGAUGCAGGUCUUGGUCGUGGCAUUGGACAGGUCCAGAAAGGACUGGAGACUGCUGUGAAACGCAAACGCAUCUCGGCUUUGGAACGUGAUCAAACUCUAGCCCAACUGGUUCCCACCCUCGAUUACAAUGACUUUAAAAACGCGGACAUUGUAAUCGAAGCUGUAUUCGAAAAUAUUGAUAUUAAACAUCGUGUGAUCAAGGAGCUGGAGGCUGUUGUCCCGGCACAUUGUGUUAUUGCCACCAAUACGAGCGCAAUUCCCAUUACCAAAAUUGCUGCCGGAAGCUCCCGCCCAGAGAAAGUUGUGGGCAUGCAUUAUUUCUCGCCAGUCGAUAAGAUGCAAUUGCUUGAAAUUAUCACACAUCCCGGCACCUCAAAGGACACAGUGGCUCAGGCAGUAGCCGUUGGUCUGAAGCAAGGCAAGGUUGUGAUCACAGUGGGUGAUGGACCAGGUUUCUAUACCACACGUAUCCUGGCCACCAUGCUGUCAGAGGCGAUAAGACUGCUGCAAGAAGGCGUUGAUCCAAAGGAAUUGGAUCAGUACACCAAAAAGUUCGGUUUCCCUGUGGGUGCUGCCACACUUGCGGAUGAGGUUGGCAUUGAUGUUGGCUCUCACAUUGCUGUCGAUUUGGCCAAGGCAUUUGGCGACCGUUUCAGUGGUGGCAAUUUGGAAGUCAUGCAGGAUUUGGUUCUUGCCGGUUUCUUGGGACGCAAAUCGGGCAAAGGCAUCUUCCUCUACGAUGGCCAAUCCAAGGGUGGCCGUCCUGUAAACACAUCCGCCGUUGAGAUUGUCAAGCAAAAGUAUAGCCUGGUCUCUAAGGGUGCCAAUACACCCGAGGAUCUGACCCUGCGCAUGGUUUCACGUUUCAUCAACGAAGCCGUACUCUGUCUGGAGGAGAAGAUUCUCGAUAGUCCACUGGAGGGAGAUGUUGGUGCCGUUUUCGGUCUCGGUUUCCCACCAUUCUCGGGCGGUCCCUUCCGCUGGGUUGAUCAAUACGGUGCUGGUAAAUUGGUCAGCAAAAUGCAAUCAUACGCUGACCUCUACGGUGCUCCCUUCAAGCCAGCCCAAACUCUAAUCGAUAUGGCCAAGGAUCCAUCAAAGAAAUUCUAUCCCAAGGCUACAGGUGGUACAUCGAAAUUAUAAAAAAGAAUAACGUACACGAGUUAGUCCAACGAAAUGUUAGUUUUUAAUACAUUUUAGCAUUGUGCAUUUUCCUCUGUCAACAAAUAAUGGACCUGGUCCUCCCUAUGAUAUUUGUAAUUGUUGACUGAUAUUUGCUUAACGAGUUUAUCAAAUAAAUUGUAUCAUUUAAUAUUUUUUCAUAAA
This is a messenger RNA of Drosophila willistoni, 2712 nucleotides long. It is a transcript of the gene Mtpalpha, whose product is annotated as trifunctional enzyme subunit alpha, mitochondrial. The record is from RefSeq and is a predicted model, not a curated record. Gene Ontology annotation, molecular function: enoyl-CoA hydratase activity; long-chain (3S)-3-hydroxyacyl-CoA dehydrogenase (NAD+) activity; NAD+ binding. Gene Ontology annotation, cellular component: mitochondrial fatty acid beta-oxidation multienzyme complex; mitochondrion. The coding region runs from base 139 to 2529 and encodes 796 amino acids. Gene Ontology annotation, biological process: fatty acid beta-oxidation. NCBI's taxonomy places the organism in Eukaryota, Metazoa, Arthropoda, Insecta, Diptera, Drosophilidae. The transcript is spliced from 4 exons.